AAGCGACUUUUGUCCAAUAAGCAGCGGGGUCUCGGGCUCCUCUGGGCGGCGCUGCGCUCCAGGAAGAGCCGCUCACCACCAAUCAGGAGCCGGAGGACUGAAGCAGCGUCACCGUGUCACAGCUGCUCCCACAGUUUAAGAGCAGAGAGUCGCUCGUGUCUGCUUCACUUUUUCUCCUGUUGAAAGCAACAAGCAGAAACAUGGCAAGAACCAAGCAAACCGCCCGUAAAUCUACCGGAGGUAAAGCUCCCAGGAAGCAGCUGGCCACCAAGGCUGCGCGUAAGAGCGCGCCUGCCACCGGCGGCGUGAAGAAGCCUCACCGUUACAGGCCCGGUACCGUGGCUCUCCGAGAGAUCCGUCGCUACCAGAAAUCCACGGAGCUGCUGAUCCGCAAGCUGCCCUUCCAGCGCCUGGUGAGAGAGAUCGCUCAGGACUUCAAGACCGACCUGCGCUUCCAGAGCUCCGCGGUCAUGGCUCUGCAGGAGUCCAGCGAGGCUUACCUGGUCGGCCUGUUCGAGGACACCAACCUGUGCGCCAUCCACGCCAAGAGAGUCACCAUCAUGCCCAAGGACAUCCAGCUGGCUCGCCGCAUCCGUGGAGAGAGAGCUUAAACUCUGUGCUUAUGCUGCUCCACUAACCUCCACCUCAACGGCUCUUUUAAGAGCCACCUGACUCUCAACUCUAGACAACUGUUCUCUGCCGCCUCAAUACAUUUAAUAUUUUUUUAAUUUUAGUAUAAUACAAGUCACAUAUCAAUUAAUUGUUGUCUUCCAUUAUGAAUAAACACAUCUUUAUGUUUUAUAUAUUUAUUAUAAUAUCAAAGCUGUCAUCAGUAAAUGUGGUGAACACCAACAUAACUAUACUGUUCAUACUUUGUUAGUUACUCAGUUACAAUUUAAGACAUUUCUACUCUGUGUAACUUGCAAAUGUAAGUUCAACUGCUGCCUUGAAAUUGUAAAUCAACUAGACUUAAGUGAUAGACUGUUUUGACUAAUAAA
Solea senegalensis (Senegalese sole) is the source of this 998-nucleotide messenger RNA. Its product is annotated as histone H3. The transcript has a single exon. Bases 201 to 611 code for a protein of 136 amino acids. Lineage: Eukaryota; Metazoa; Chordata; Actinopteri; Pleuronectiformes; Soleidae. Gene Ontology annotation, cellular component: nucleosome. Gene Ontology annotation, molecular function: protein heterodimerization activity; structural constituent of chromatin; DNA binding. The record is from RefSeq and is a predicted model, not a curated record.